AUGUCAUGCCUCAGCUGACGCUCGGCGCCACCGGUUGUCACAAGGGCCCGGGGCCUGGCGCGAGGGCGGCCCUGGACCGGGCCCUCGAACGUGCCCACCGCGGGGGGCAAGAGGAAGAACCUGCCCAGAAGAGCCCGGAAAAGAGACACAGCUCAGAGCAUCCAUCAUGUGAUCUUCAGACGCCAUCGACCUCAUCACACCCACAGAUGUGGAGGAAGAGACGGCGGAAGCUCUUCUCCUUCACAGGAUGCUACGCCUUCCUGCUAGCUGCUGCAGUGUGGUCUUUUUGCCAUAUGGGGGGGCAACUGUCCCUGGAGGACGUGUGCUUGCGGGGGGCACUGCUGUGCCUGCUGUGGGCGGCCCUGGUUGGCUGUGUCAAUGUGCCGCUUUGGUACCUGAGGUCGCCACUAGGACGGGACCCCGCUCCUGCGAUACAAGAGGAAGUUGUCAUCCGAAGCAAGACGAUGGCCAAUGAGCGGUCAACAAGUUCAGGUGUCCCUAUUCCUCUGGGUGUCGCCCUGGCUGACAGCCUGUUGCUGAGCGUGCUCCAGGAGCCCCUGGCAGACCCCUGCGGGCUUCACAUUCAGGAUCUCCUCUCCAGGUUGGAGUCUGUGUCCAACAAACUAGAGCGCGUUCCCCCGGGGUCCGAAUCCAUGCAGCUGGACUCCGUGCUGACCGACAAAGUGACGCUCAUCCGAAACUACCUGCGGAAAAGGGGCAGCUCGCUGAGGAGUUUGCUCCUAGUCCAGGCUGAGUUUGAGGCCGGCGUGAAGGAGCUGCAGGAGGGCGUGGAGGUCCGCUGGGGCCGACUGGAGGAGCUCCACACUGGAGUCACGCUCACGAGAGAGGGAGAUCAACACCACACGGACCUGGCGUCGGCCCACCACGAUGCCGAGACCUUAUUUGCAGACUUAAGCCACCACAGGAAGCAACUAGACGGCUGCCAGGAUCUCCUCAAAGACGGCACACAGCUCCUUCAGGAGUUGAUGUGGAGUCACAGCUAUGCAGGCAGCACACUCAGAAGCUGCAGUAGCGAGUCCGUGUGGCCGGAAAUGCUGCUGCAGUUCAACAUGGAGCAGUUUGACAAGGUGCAGGAGAGCUUCCUGUCCCUGGAGCAACAGACCACCACCUUCCAAGCCCACCUGGAGGGCCUCACCAGGGGGAAAGAGGUGGAACACGCAAGCCGGGCCUCCUCGCCGGACCUCAGCGGCCGACGCUCCAGUGAAGUUUCCUCGGAGCGUCCUGACUCGGACGGCGAGUCGGACGGUCGCCUCUCCUUAUGCGAGAGGUCGGCGCAGCAGUUGUCAUCCACAAUUGGACGCUUGCGUAAAUCCGGGAGAAAGAAGAAAGAAGUGAUUGGACAUUAGAAACUUACAUUCCAAAAAUAUGCAUGUUAGGUUCUCGGAAGACUGUAAAUUGCCCAGAGGUCUGAAAUCGAGUCACCUGGGAUGCAUUCCAGUUGUACACAUAUUAAAAUUUUCUGACAAUGCACUUGACACAAGGAGGCGCCCUGCCACCAGUUACCAGCAUGCAGCUAUGCGACAGACAGUAUUAUUUUACCAUGUCACACAAACUCUGAUCUCCAGUCUGUCGGCUAUGAUACUGCAUGUACCGUAUUUGUACAAACCGAGUGUGCUGACGUCGGCAAAGGUGGGAGAUACAUAAAAACAAACCGUAAUAAAGCCGCAAGCAGCGAUGAAUGGGCGAACAGAAUUAACCCAAUAUGGCUGAUUCAAAACAAAAAUGUCCGACUUCCUGUUCAAUUUCAGGCAUGGGUCCUUGAGGCUUUUGGUUGGUUGGUUGUUAUGGGAGACAUGCCUACCCAAUUUCCUGUUGAUUUAUAAAACUGUUAUCGAGGACUAGUUUCUUACAAAGUAUGAGAAUUUUUCUUUUUCUUUUUUUUUUUUUUUACAACUUUCAUGCAAAGUACAAUGUCUGGAAUUUACCCAAAAUGACCAUCUUCAAACCAUCAUGGUCAACUCCCUGUUCAAUUUCAUCCAUGGGUUCUUGAGACUUUUUUGUGCGACCUGUUAGGAUAGACAUGUCCACGCAAGUUUGUGUCAGUCUGUGACACCGUUGGCAUGGGCUGAUUUUUAUUUUGUAUUUUUUUCCAACUUUCUUAUAAAGUUUGAGCCCUAUAAUUCUCUACAA
Molecule: messenger RNA, 2151 nt
Organism: Phycodurus eques (leafy seadragon)
Lineage: Eukaryota; Metazoa; Chordata; Actinopteri; Syngnathiformes; Syngnathidae
Exons: 8
Coding region: 6-1367 (453 amino acids)
Source: RefSeq, a predicted model, not a curated record